This is a messenger RNA of Harpegnathos saltator (Jerdon's jumping ant), 3045 nucleotides long. It is a transcript of the gene stau, whose product is annotated as double-stranded RNA-binding protein Staufen. Bases 246 to 2639 code for a protein of 797 amino acids. Gene Ontology annotation, biological process: protein localization to synapse; intracellular mRNA localization; germ cell development. NCBI's taxonomy places the organism in Eukaryota, Metazoa, Arthropoda, Insecta, Hymenoptera, Formicidae. The transcript has 8 exons. Gene Ontology annotation, cellular component: plasma membrane; cytoplasmic stress granule; neuron projection. The record is from RefSeq and is a predicted model, not a curated record. Gene Ontology annotation, molecular function: mRNA binding; double-stranded RNA binding.
AUCUAUGUGACAGUGCGUGCGCGAUGGUCAAGGCUCAGUCUCACAUUAAAAUGGCCGCAUUUUAGUCUACAGAGUAUACUUUUCUUUACUGUUUGCCAAUAUCCCGUGCUGAGGGCUUGGCGGUGUUCGCUACGCAGUGUAGCCGAUCUGUUUCGCUGGAAAUUUCACCGUAUCGUCCGUUGCGCGCAAAGUUUCCGUGAAAUAGAACAAACUAGACCGGGUUUCCCUGUGUAGAUUUUCAUAAGAUGUUACGCCAUCAACAUCACGCAAUGCAGAAUCAGCUGCGAGAUAAUAGAAUGGCAGGUCCGAUGCGGCCUAUGCAGCAGGCUAACUUGCCCCCUUUACAUCAGCCGCAGCAUCUGUUGCCGCAUCGGAAUCCACAUCAACCGAUACUGUCCAUGCCCCCCCAUCAACAGCAUAUGCAUCACAUGCAGCAUCCUGGCCCGCCGCAUGGAAAUCCUAGACAGCCGAUGUUGAUGGGCAUGAAUACGCACAAUACAAGCAACACUAUGGUUAGCGUUAGCAUGAAGGACCAGACAAACACAGUUUCUGUAACUCUUCAGAAUUCAAAUAUACAGCAGUCCCAAUAUCAUCAGCAACAGCAGCAGCCGAAUAACCAACCAAAUCAACCUCUCCAGCAGCAAGCGCAGCAGCAACAACAACCGCAACCACAACAGCAGCAACAAUCGCAACAGGCUGUCGUGGAACAAACGAAAACAGUGACAAACGACGGCAACGGCGGAGAGUCUAGGGACGACGGUUCAUCUGGGCAGAAUCAUGCCAACGCAACCAAUCCAGCUUUGGCAAACAUGAAAGAAAAAACACCCAUGUGUUUGUUGAACGAGCUGGCAAGAUUCAAUAGGGUUCAACAUCAGUAUAGACUCACUAACGAGCAAGGACCGGCGCACAAGAAGAGAUUCACGGUGACACUGAAGCUCGGCGAAGAGGAAUACAUCGCGGAAGGUCCCAGCAUAAAGAAGGCUCAACACAGCGCAGCGACGGAAGCAUUAACGAAAACCUGGUAUCGUCAGCCACCGCCUAAACCCACCAAGGCCAUGAGGAUUGGUCAUCUAGGCAAAUGUCCAACCGGCUCGGGACAUUUGCCUCCUACCGUUGAACUGAAUGCUCUAGCCAUGAAACGUGGAGAACCUACGGUCUACACGUUUCGGCAAGCUCCACCAGCUGCAUUGCAGCAUCAGUACGCAGUAACGCACGGCUUCGGAAACUACCCGCGAAUGUUUAAUCCACGAAUUCCGUACAAUCGCGGAGUUCACACGGAUCUUCAAGGGUUGUAUCUCGUCACUCUGAAGGUCGGUGAGCGCGAAUUUACAGGCAGAGGUCUGACUGGACAAGCGGCUCGUCACGAUGCGGCCAGUAGAGCCUUGGAACAAUUACGCCAAUUACCACUGCCGGAGGAAGUUGCGAACGCUAACAACUCCAACGAGAAUGGUACAUUGGGCGGAAUCGAUGAUCCAAAUGCAGAAUUGAAGAGUCCAGUAUCGUUGGUCCACGAGACUGCGUUAAAGCGUGGAUUACCGGUCAGUUUCGAGGUUGUGUCAGAAAGCGGUAAACCUCACAUAAGAACCUUCAUGACGAAGUGCACUGUCGGCGACAAAGUUACCGUAGGGGAAGGAUCUUCGAAGAAGGUGUCGAAGAAACGCGCCGCCGAAUUGAUGUUAGAGGAACUGAAGCGUCUUCCCCCGUUACCAGCUAGUAUACAGAACCGAUCGCUGCGAGUCAAGCGUAAGCCACCGGCGACGAAGAAGAAAUCUCGUAAUUUAAUUAAAGUCUAUCAAGAGCCCCGUUCGGAGAACGAAGCCGCGGAGGAGGUUAAUCCGGUCUCGCGUCUGGUUCAGAUUCAGCAGGCGAAGCGAGAACGGGAGCCUGUCUACAAUCUCAUAGAUGAGAAGGGUGCGCCUAGACGUAGAGAAUUCGUCAUGGAGGUGACUAUGGGUCAGCAUUCAGCUCAAGGGAUUGGACCUAACAAAAAAUUGGCCAAACGAGCCGCCGCUGAAGCUCUUUUGGCGCAAUUAGGUUACAGCAAACCGUCACCACAACCCGCCAAGCCAUCUAUCAAGACAGGAGAUAGUGAGAAUACGGAAACAAAGCCCAGAAAGGUGACAUUUCUUGAGGAUGAUCAAGUAAACGAUAUUCAACCUCAUUCGGUAGGAGGUACCAUCGGUCGCCAGUUAGCACCCGGUCUUUUACUAGUGGACGGAGGUCAAGAAUCUAAAUUGGGGAGCGGACCCAGUGUGCAGAUAGUCGCUGAAGAGUUACGCGGGCAACAGCAACAAAACUCUGCCGGUGUCUCGCCCAAGGAUCAAUUACAUUAUCUAUCUCAGUUACUUAACUUCAGUGUAGAAUUCAGCGACUUUCCGAAGGGAGUGUCCAUAAACAAGGAAUAUCUUUCGCUUGUAUCACUCAGCACCGAUCCACCACAGGUUUGUCACGGUAACGGAGCGACAAUAGCUGCGAGCCGCAAUCAAGCGGCAUUAAGGGCUCUUCGUACUCUCACGAAAUUAGGACUUGAUAAUGCCGCGAAUGCGCAAGCAAAGAAAGAUAAAGGUGCGUCUGGUGAUGGAAUACACAUUAGCAUUCAAGUUAAAAACAACAUUAUGGAUGGAGCUAUCGAUAAGUAACCGAAUAGUGUUUAAGACUCGCAUACAACGUUGAGUUAUAUUUAUGCUUCUUUAAGACACUGCGAAAGAGAGCAUUUAUCAUUGAAUUUCUUUUUUUACUGUAGAAUUUAUCGUAGUAAAUGAGCAUUAUCAAUGCCAAAAACAACUUCAUGCAUGUUUUAUUAUCCAUUUGUGGACAUAUUUAUUUUAUACUUGAUUUUUUCUUACUUUUUAUUACGUAAUGAUCUUAUUACGCUUUGCAUUAUUAGAAGUACAUACACUGUGGAAAAAUGAUAAUUCGCAAAAAGAAACUUUAUCAAAUAAGAUUAUUGCAUAAUAUUCUAUGCUCCUAUCUUAUAUGUUUGAAGUUUACAUUGUUGAAUCAUUUACGAGACUGGAGAUAAAAACUCAGAUAAAAAUUUGAUCA